This is a messenger RNA of Neohortaea acidophila, 1195 nucleotides long. RefSeq lists its product as uncharacterized. Lineage: Eukaryota; Fungi; Ascomycota; Dothideomycetes; Mycosphaerellales; Teratosphaeriaceae. The transcript is spliced from 3 exons. Bases 289 to 1158 code for a protein of 289 amino acids. The record is from RefSeq and is a predicted model, not a curated record.
CUGCAAACGGGCGGGUGCGCCACCCGCAGGGUCGGCAGCCUGGUAGCCUGGUGCCAACCACACAAUUAAACGAACACCGAGACCGCUCGCUUAGAAAAUUUACGUCAAGCUCGUCUCGAGGCCGGGCGAGCCUGCGGCCUGCGAAUGAAAGGUUCUCCUACGUAGCUGAUUGCUGGCCACGUUCCAGUCUCCGGCGCUGGAACCCAUGGGCUACAAAUACACGGGCGGAGUCGCUGCGCCCAUUGGCCUGCAACGGUCUCUUUGCUCCCCUCGCUGCACGUCUGCAACAUGUCUCCCACCAGCCACUUGUCUCUCUUGGCCUGGGCAACCGUCUUGCUGUCCGGCCUGGCCCAGGCUGCUGUCACAACCACCUCGCCGACUACCACUCAACCCGUGGUCUGUAGCGCCGUGACCCCGGGCUGCAAUGGCCCCGCGAGGCAGUAUUGCUCGAGCUACUUGCACCUGAGCGUCAAGACAGUCACCACGACUCUUCCCAACAGCGUCAACACCUACGUGACCGCCACCUCCGGCACAACCCAGAGCUUCCGAAUGGAAUCCUCCUGCCGCGGCCACCCAACCAACGCCCCCGAAAAGCGCGAGCUCGACGACCAGCCGCUGCGAAAAGCCAAACGCCAGCUCCAAGAACCCGCCUGCCUAACCUCGUACCCGCGCGGCAAACCACUCUCCUCAGCCUGCAGCUGCUUCAGCCUGACCGCGUCGACGAAAACCGUCACCAAGCGAGCGGCAAAGGGCACCAUAACGCGCACCGUGCCCAGCUCAACGGAAAUCAUCACCUCCAUCCCGCUGCCCGCCUGCACGGCCAUCGUGUCCGCCGGGCCGGGCGUCGCGUCGGCGAACGCAGCCCCCAGCGCCACCUUCUCCGCCUUCUUCGCUGGAUGCGGCGUGACGGAUAAUCCUAAUGCGCCGGGGAACAACGUUGUCGGCAGCCAGACGAUUAGCUCCGAUUACACGGCCUGCCAAGCGGCGCACCAAUGCGUGAACAAAUUGCCUUCAUCUGCCAACGCCUUCAACAUCUACCAGCUCCGCAACGGCGGCUCGUGGACGUGCGAGUUGUACGGAGGCGAUCAGUCGAACGUGACGUAUUACAACGUGCUCGACGAUGGUGUGCUGGCGUCGUACGGCUUCUACAGGGCUUGAGCUCGGCGCGAGGCUCCACUGUUGUCAGGCCUCGAGU